Euleptes europaea (tarantolino) is the source of this 2040-nucleotide messenger RNA. RefSeq names its product zinc finger and BTB domain containing 44 (gene ZBTB44). The transcript has 5 exons. Gene Ontology annotation, molecular function: protein binding. Bases 1 to 1845 code for a protein of 614 amino acids. NCBI's taxonomy places the organism in Eukaryota, Metazoa, Chordata, Lepidosauria, Squamata, Sphaerodactylidae. The record is from RefSeq and is a predicted model, not a curated record.
AUGGGCGUCAAAACGUUUACCCACAAUUCCCCCGCACACAGCCAGGAGAUGCUUGGGAAGCUGAACAUGCUGCGUAACGAUGGGCAUUUCUGCGACAUCACCAUCCGCGUCCAAGACAAAGUCUUCAGGGCGCACAAGGUGGUGCUGGCAGCCUGCAGUGACUUUUUCCGUUCCAAGCUGGUUGGUCAAGCAGAAGAGGACAGCAAAAGCGUACUGGACUUGCACCACGUAACUGUCACCGGCUUCAUGCCCCUUCUGGAAUAUGCAUACACAGCAACGUUGUCCAUUAACACAGAGAACAUUAUCGAUGUCUUGGCCGCAGCUAGCUAUAUGCAAAUGUUCAGUGUGGCUAGCACCUGUUCUGAGUUCAUGAAGUCAAGCAUUUUAUGGAACACUCCCAGUAACCAGCAAGAAAAGGUGCUAGAUACAGGACAGGAAAACAGUGCAAACUGCAACUUUACCUCUCGAGACGGCAGUCUUUCUCCGGUUUCCUCUGAAUGCAGCAUGGUAGAAAGAACCAUUCCCGUCUGCCGAGAGUCACGGCGGAAGCGCAAAAGCUACAUAGUCAUGUCGCCCGGAAGUCCGCUUAAGUGUAGCACUCAAACAAACUCCCCCCAGGUUCUGAAUCCUUCAGCUUCCUAUGCAGAGUCCAGAAGUCACCCUGUAGAUUCUUCCUUGGCUUUUCCUUGGACUUUCCCUUUCGGAAUUGACCGGAGGCUUCAGUCGGAGAAGGUGAAGCAAGUGGAAAAUUCUCGGACUCUAGAAGUGCCUGGCCCAGCAGAGGCGUCCAGAAGAAUUGCUGACUAUGUGACUUGUGAGAGCACAAAGGUCAGCUCACCUCUGGUGAUUGAAGAAGAUGUGCGUGUCAAAGUGGAAAGGCUAAGUGACGAGGAAGUUCACGAGGAAGUGUCACAGCCUGUCAGCGCGUCCCAAAGUUCACUGAGCGAUCAGCAGACGGUUCCUGGAAGCGAGCAAGUUCAGGAGGACCUUUUGAUCAGCCCGCAGUCAUCUUCCAUAGGUUCAAUAGAUGAAGGAGUCACUGAGGGAUUACCAACACUCCAAAGUACCUCUGGCGGUAAUGUUCAUGAUGAUGAUCGAUUGGAGACUGUCCAGUAUCCUUACCAGCUCUAUAUUACUCCUUCAACCAGUAGCAUAGAGAGACCCAGCCCAAAUGGUCCUGAUAGACCUUUUCAGUGCCCAACUUGUGGUGUUCGAUUCACUCGUAUUCAGAAUUUAAAACAGCACAUGCUCAUCCACUCAGGCAUUAAACCAUUUCAGUGUGACCGUUGUGGGAAAAAGUUCACCCGGGCUUAUUCGCUAAAGAUGCAUCGCCUGAAGCACGAAGGUAAACGCUGUUUCCGGUGCCAGAUAUGUAGUGCCACUUUCACUUCCUUCGGGGAAUAUAAACACCACAUGAGGGUUUCCCGGCACAUUAUCCGCAAGCCUCGGAUUUACGAGUGCAAAACUUGUGGCGCCAUGUUCACCAACUCUGGAAAUUUAAUCGUUCAUCUGAGGAGUCUGAACCAUGAAGCGUCAGAGCUAGCAAACUACUUCCAGAGCAGUGAUUUCCUAGUGCCGGACUACUUAAAUCAAGAACAAGAGGAGACCCUCGGCCAGUACGAGCUAGGAGAGCAUGGAUUUGAAAGCAGCUCCUCUGUCCAAAUGCCUGUCAUUUCGCAGGUCUCCUCAACUCAGAAUUGUGAAAGCACUUUCCCCUUGGGGCCUCUGGGUGGGUUGGCAGAGAAGGAGGAAGACAUGCCAGAGCAGCCAAAGACUAUCGUAAGUGCCGAGGCAAGCCGGGAUGAACCCCCGAAACCGGGGCUCUCGGCCAUUACUAUUGAGUAAGUCAGAGUCUGGUUUCAUUUUUUGUCUUUUUGGAAAGUGCCUGUGUUUGGUCUUGUACAUUUUAAUUUAAUUUUCAGAAUGGGGGGGGGAGGGGAGAAUGCACCCCCUUUAUUAUUUUGUAAGCUAUGCUGUUAAAACCAUGAACUGCAAGAGACAUUACACUAUUUUCACAACCCAGCAGCCGCUUCCGCGGAA